AUGGCGUCUGCGCUGUGUCUCCUGUCUGCCGCCUUUUUGCUCUCUGCAGAGACGCGACGCACCCUGCGGGAAGACGAGGGCGAUGGCGAAACGGUUGCAGCCUCGCUGCUGCCAGGCCGGCGGCGCGUGCUUCUCCGCGCCCUCCCCGACAGCCUCCCGCGGUGCUCGCAGUGGAAGAAAAUAUCCUUCGCAGCUCUCUCCGUCGCCGCAGACGGCCGCCCGCCGCACCGGGUCAGAGUCGCAGCCUCUGCAGCCGCGGACGGCGAGAAGGCCACUCCCGAGGGCGACGGCGACGGCGCGACGGCGACAGCGACGGCGACGGAGUUGGGGGAGGACGCGGAGAACAAGACAAAGCGUGGCGCGGAAGGAGGCGAGAGCGCCGGCGGCCGAGUCUCGUCUGCUUCAGGCCACGCAGCGCCUGCAGCGCCCGCGUCGCCUUCAGAGGAGCUGUGGGAAGCGUCGCUGAGGGAGGCGGUCGCCGCCGUGGCGGCGAAGGCCCGUCUCGUCGUCGUCGGCAUCCAACAACUCCGGCGGCGCGACCGCGAGGCUUGGCGUGAGUGCCUCGACUCUUUGUUCCUCUCCCGCGCGGAUUUUGUCACUCCGAAAAACGGAGACUCUCCUUCGUCUUCAUCGGCGGCUUGCUCCGCUGAGGCGGGCCGCGCGGCGCCGGCGUUUGAGCGCGUUUUCUCAACAGUGCCGCAGCGCUUUGAGAAUCAGCUGCUUCUGGUGUACAUCCACCCCUCGCUCGCCGCGCACUUGUGUGUUCUAGACGUCGCGGCCGUUCAGCUGCGCGCCUCCCGUGGCACCCCCAGGCACGACGACGGGAGUCCCCGCGGAGAUUCCGCCCGCCAGGCGUCGCCGUCUGAGGAAGGCGGUUCAACCGCCGGCGCGACAUCGCCGCAGCUCGCGAACGCGGAGGCAAUCGAGGACGGAAACGCGCGAGCGGGCGGCGCCGACACCGACACCGACGCGCAGGCGGACUCUGGCCUGUUCCCCGGCGGCGUGGCGGUGCGCCUGAUGCUGUUCAACUCGGUUCUGAACUGUGUUGCAGUCGACAUCUUCCGCGACGAGCAGGCUGAGCCGGGGGCGUUCGGGGGGGACGCGCGGAGGCGACGGCGCAGCGCGAUCAAAGCCUUGAAGUGUCAGCGACUCUGCUCCAUCUUGAACGGGUUGCACUUCAAAAUCGACGACGCCUGGCAGCCGGUCACCUCCUGUCUGCCUCUCCUCGUGGUCGGUGCGCCAGACUUGCUCGCGCCAGGGCCAGGCGCGCUGCACGUGCGAGUGACUCCGCCUGCGGCUUCAGAAGGCGCAGGAGCCCGGCUCGCCUGCGCUGCGUCGUCUGGAGCGCCGUUUUUCCUUCGUGUCCAGGCGGGCGAAAACUGGGCGCAGAAAAUCGAACUGCACCAAGCCCUCGCGGCCGCCGCCGCGCUGCGCAGGCCCGACGUCAGCAGCUCCGCUGAAGGCUGCGAAGAGGCACAGCUUCGCGCGGCGCCGAGCAGCGGAGGUCCGCACGAAGACGGCGACCUCCGCUGCGCCUGGAUAGAGGGCAGCUGGUCAGUGGCGGUCACCGAUGUCAAUCUCCUCAGGAGCGCAUACAAGAAACUCACGAGUCUCCUUACGACAGCGGCGCCGGGAGAGUUCAGCCGCGUCAGCGUCGACCCGCCGCUUUUGGAUCUCCCUCCUGUGCGCCCAUUCGAACCUCUUCCGUUCUGCGUCUGCAUCUCCAACGAACACGCGCUGUUGCCAGCCUCCUACUCCAUCUUGUGCCUCGGCGCGUCGGGACGUUCGAUUGUCCCUCUAGUUUCGCGAUCGCGUCUUCACUCGAGAGACUCUCACGCGGCGCUCGCCGUGCCUGUUUCGGCGCUUACGUUGCCCGUGUCGGUCUCGACGCAACCGUCGUGUAAGAAUUCACCAUCUUCUUUUUCGUCAUCCUCUUCGUCUUCAUCGUCUUCGUCUUCCUCCUCGUCUUCCUCUUCGUCUUCAUCGUCUUCGUCUUCCUCCUCGUCUUCAUCAUCUUCGUCCUCCUCUUCGUCCUCCUCUUCUUCCUCCUCUUCUUCAUCUGUCGCAGGGUCGCUCGCCACUUCGCGUUCGGUCUCUGUCCUGCGGUCGCCGUCUGCGUCGUCUGCCUCCGCUUCUUCUGCCUCGGCGUCUGGGAGUUCGUCGCUUGCGGCGUCGCUCGCGUCCUCGUUUUCUUCUUCGCUCUCCUCGUGGGCGGCGUCGGCGACCUUCGCCGCGCGCGCAGUGCAGAGCGAGCGCGGCAGCGGCGUGUCCGUCUCGGCGGACGCGGACGCGGCGCGAGGAGGCAGCCAGCGCGGCGACAAGAGGCAGGCGCCUUCUGCGGCGGCAGGCUCCACUUCUGCGGAGGCGCUCACGCGCGCGCCGCAGGGCGAAGAGGACGCGGAAAGCGAGACAGCCUCCGCGUCCGGGAGCACACGGGGCGGGCGGCGGGGGGACAAGAAAGCCAAGUCGCUUAGGCUCGAGAAGUGGCUGCACGUCGAUCGGCCGCAGGGCUACAUCCCGCCAGGCGGCUCCGCGCUGCUGCACCUGACGCUGAAUGUGCAGGAAUCCGUCCUGCAGGCGCAGGAUCUCGCGGCAGCCGUCCUCGUGAUUCGCCUCGACGACAGCGGGCAGGACGUCUUCUUCUCGCUCUCCACGUCGGUCCUGCCCUCGCUCUUCGGCGCGUCGCCCGCGGAACUCCAGUCGCUCCACGCGCGCUCGCUCGUCGCAGCCCCACUUGCGCCGCCGCCGCCCAGCUCCUCGCCUGAGGCGUCGCCGUCGCUCCCGUCCCCCGACGCGUCCGCGUCUGCGCUGGGCGAGAAGAGCGGAGCCAAGUCAGCGGAGAGAAGAGACUCCGCGCCGGCCGGCGCACAUCCGGCAGAGGAGGGGGAGGCGCGAGUGCAAGAGUCAAAACCCGGUCGCGAGGUCAGCGAGAAGAGCCCGCUUCCGAAGGAGAUCUGGUGGCUCCUCGUGCACAUCUUCGGCCGCCUGCAAGCGUGGAAAAGGGAAGACGCGAGUCGAGCAAAGUUGAGCGACGCGUCCGCCGCCCACGCGGCAGACGAAUUGCCGACCUCUCCUUCCCUGCUCGCCUCCGCUUCGUCUGCGUCGCUUCCAUCUCUGCCCUCGUCGCGCCUCUCUUCUGCUGCCUCUCCUUCGUACUCAGCUUGCUCGGCCGCGCACUGUCAUCCGCCGCAGGCUAGUGGAGGGGCGAGCGGGCGCUUCAACCUGGCGCGCUUCCUCGCAAGCACCGGCAGCGCCUCGCUCCGCAGACCCUUCUACCUCCAGGGCAACGAGGCAUUCUUCCGCCGCGAGCACGAGGGCGACGAAAAGCAGCGGUACCGCUGCGCCUGGGGGACAUGUGCACCCGCCCCGGGGCAUUUGACCCCCCUGGCGCGAGGAGACCCCUCGGCAAGCGAGGCGUCGCGGGGGGAGGCGGGUUGCGAAGAGGAGACUGCGGACGCGGCGCGAGAAGGCGUCGUGCGGUCUCCAUCACACCGCGACUGCGAUCCUAAAGGCAGCUCUGCAUUCGAGGGAGAGACACUCGGCUGCCUCUGCGCGGCGUGCGACUUGCGGGAUGAGUCUUUUUCGAAAGAAGAAAAUGAGGAGAGGACGCGAGAGCGACGACUCACGGAAGAGGCCGAGUUCGUUCGCAUGUGCGUCGAGAGCGGGGCGACCGUCCCGUCCACGGUCUCCGUCGAGGCUGCGCUCAUGGUUCUGGCGAGUUGGGGGGCCUCUGUGGUGAUCGUGCCUCCCGAGUUCGCUGUCCGCGAAGUGGAGGAAGACAGUCUCCAUUUUCUCUGCAGGGCGAUGCUGCUCAGCCUGCCAACGGUUCAGCGGAAUCUGUUCCUUUCGAUCGUCUCGCUCUGUCGCGAGCUGCUGGCCUUCGCCCGCGCUCCUUCGCGCGUCGCAGACGCCCCCGAGAGCGGCUUCGAAGCCUUGAAGGAGGACGCCGACAGAGAAGAAGAGAGGGACUUGGAGACCGACGGCCUCCUCCAGCAGGCGAUGACGGCCUGGCUGGCGCGAUGGAUGAUGCCCGGCACCCCCCCUGAUGUCGCGGCGCUCGUGCUAGACCAUUUCCUGCGCUCCUAA
Messenger RNA from Besnoitia besnoiti, 4086 nucleotides. RefSeq lists its product as uncharacterized. The record is from RefSeq and is a predicted model, not a curated record. The transcript has 8 exons. Bases 1 to 4086 code for a protein of 1361 amino acids. NCBI's taxonomy places the organism in Eukaryota, Apicomplexa, Conoidasida, Eucoccidiorida, Sarcocystidae.